AUGGUUGGAACGCCCUUCCUUGUCUCCACACUGGUGUUUCUUCUCACCCAGUACGUAACUAACUUCUUGAGUUCGGGUGCAAUUCAUAUGGAAAAUCAGGGUGCACAACGCAUAGCCAUGGCGAGCACGGAAGGGCUUGUCGUCGGCUUCUCGACAGCAUCCAGCAGUGAAGAGGCACGAUCUAUUGCAGAGAAUCUAAUCGUGAAGAAUCUCGCUGCAUGCGUACAAAUAGUGCCUGCUGUGGAAAGCGUCUACGAGUGGAAGGGGGAGCUUGUGAAAUCCGCCGAAGUCCUGAUGAUUAUCAAGGCGCAGAGGCAACAUGCUCAAGCGGUGGUACAGGCUAUAAAAGAAAAACACUCCUACGAAGUUCCAGAGGUUGUGUUUACAGAAAUCGUCGAUGGCAACACAGAUUACCUACAGUGGGCUCGCGCUGCCACCCAGCCUAGGGGUUCGUAA
Messenger RNA from Eimeria necatrix, 456 nucleotides. RefSeq names its product CutA1 divalent ion tolerance domain-containing protein, putative. Gene Ontology annotation, biological process: response to metal ion. Bases 1 to 456 code for a protein of 151 amino acids. The record is from RefSeq and is a predicted model, not a curated record. The transcript is spliced from 6 exons. Gene Ontology annotation, molecular function: copper ion binding. Lineage: Eukaryota; Apicomplexa; Conoidasida; Eucoccidiorida; Eimeriidae.